UCACGUCUGACAGGAAAGCGCUAAGAACCACGAGGAGAUGGAAUUCUAAGCGCGCAUCGGCCAUUCGGCGAGAGUCUCUGGAUUGUCUUGAGGCCCUCAUAUCGCAUUGCUUUCAACUACUGUCAAGCACGGAAGUGCAUCUAUUGCCUGUACAGUAAAGCCUAGCUUGAGAAGGAACCGCCAAAAUGCCUCCUAUGCCACCUUCUGCUCAGAGGCAUGGCCCAACUUGGUUCGAUAAGUUGAAAAUGGGAGCCCUCAUGGGAGGAACUGUUGGUGGAAUAAUGGGGUUCAUCUAUGGCACCGUUACCAUCUUCCAGUACGGCGCAGGCCAGGCCGGCGUGAUGAGAACAUUGGGAAAAUACAUUGUCGGAUCAGGCGCUACAUUCAGUGUCUUCAUGGGCAUUGGCAGCAUCAUCCGAACUGAUUCCCCUCAAAUGGCAGCCUCCGUAUGGGCACGAUCGAAGUAUCCUCCUUUAGUACACCCCCGACGCAAUCAAUCCCAGCUUCAGCGAUGAUUGACUUCCGACGAGGUUGUGACCGGUGGCUGAUUCACACUGGGAUGUACAUAAAGAUAUUUGGGUCAUGAAAAGUCGAUCAUAGCUAAGCGAUACCCACGGAUUAAUACUGUUAGAUUAGAUGCCACACAAUCAAAUACAGCCUCGAUGAAGGGCUUUACAAAAGAAUGCCAUCCUUGCAUCCUCUCAACGGAUC
Messenger RNA from Exophiala oligosperma, 711 nucleotides. RefSeq lists its product as uncharacterized. Bases 186 to 515 code for a protein of 109 amino acids. Gene Ontology annotation, cellular component: TIM23 mitochondrial import inner membrane translocase complex. The transcript has 5 exons. NCBI's taxonomy places the organism in Eukaryota, Fungi, Ascomycota, Eurotiomycetes, Chaetothyriales, Herpotrichiellaceae. Gene Ontology annotation, biological process: protein import into mitochondrial matrix; protein insertion into mitochondrial inner membrane. The record is from RefSeq and is a predicted model, not a curated record.